AUGGUACCAAAUAAAUCAAACAGAACUACAAGAAGAAACAGAAAGAACUUGGUCAUUCACCAGUAUAUACUGUCAUCUCCAAGUACAAAAGAUCAAGAAGAUGAGAAAUUUGUCCCUAUGAGCAGCUUGUCAGGUUCUCUAGGUAGCUUAACAUACUACAAAAAAACUAGUACUACAGUCAAAGCUCGAUAUAGUGAUAUGGAUGGUGGACAGAAAUUGUAUCACUAUCACUAUAUUGAGUGUGUUUUUUCUUACUCUGCGAAUUAUUUAGUGAUAUUUCUAAUGCUGUUUACAAAAAUAAACUCAGAGCUCGAUAUAGUGGAACGUCUAUAUUUUCUGGUAGAUGGUAAAGUAUUAGCCGAAAUUGAGGCUUAUCUACCAGAAAAUAAGACAAAAAAUACAACUACCAGAAAAUAA
Molecule: messenger RNA, 417 nt
Organism: Phycomyces blakesleeanus NRRL 1555(-)
Lineage: Eukaryota; Fungi; Mucoromycota; Mucoromycetes; Mucorales; Phycomycetaceae
Exons: 2
Coding region: 1-417 (138 amino acids)
Source: RefSeq, a predicted model, not a curated record